Messenger RNA from Larimichthys crocea (large yellow croaker), 2199 nucleotides. RefSeq names its product hydroxycarboxylic acid receptor 3. Gene Ontology annotation, biological process: G protein-coupled receptor signaling pathway. The transcript has 3 exons. Gene Ontology annotation, cellular component: plasma membrane. The record is from RefSeq and is a predicted model, not a curated record. Gene Ontology annotation, molecular function: G protein-coupled receptor activity. NCBI's taxonomy places the organism in Eukaryota, Metazoa, Chordata, Actinopteri, Sciaenidae. The coding region runs from base 255 to 1358 and encodes 367 amino acids.
AGGAACGUCCUCCUGGACAGACAUAAAGACGUCCCUGCAUGUGUUCCUCAAACAGUCAGAGAGUGAAAUCCUUCUGCGGCUGCCUGAGCUCAUGCUGCAGAAAGAGGAAGGCAUAAAGGGAAGUGGUAAAUUUCCUGAGUCUUGACACCGUGUGCUCAUUCUGCUGAACCGCUGAACCCACAAACUGUUUUUAUUAACCUACAAAUCAUUUUGUCCGAUUCAUCAUUACACAACAGUUCAUUUAUUUAGCCAAAAUGGCAUCAGAGCAAAAUGCCACCUUCACCACAGUUGGAAACUUGACAACCCCGAUCCCGGGUGGAGGUCGAGGUGGAGGCUGCCCACCAGUCGGUAUUCAACUGGAAGGUGUGAUCCUACCCCCGGUCCUCACCAUUGAUGUCAUACUGGGGCUGCUGGGUAAUGUAGUUGCCCUGUGGAUCUUUUGCUUUAAGCUGAAGGCCUGGAACCCCAACAACCUCUUCCUCUUCAACCUGGUCAUUGCUGACUUUCUGGCUCUGGUCAGUCUGCCGCUGAGGAUCGAUGCCCUGCUCAGGGGCUACUGGGUGUUUGGAGAUGGCCUCUGCCGGAUCAACCUCUUCCUGAUGUUUUCUAACCGCUCGGCCAGCAUCGCACUCAUGACUGUGGUGGCAAUCUACCGCUACUUUAAGGUGGUCCACCCUCACCAUCGGUUCAACCGCAUGAACAAGUGGCAGGCUGCAGUCGUGUCAGUGUUUGUCUGGCUGCUGGUCAUCAGCCCUCGGGUUCCCAUGCUGGCAUACAACCACAUCAAGGGCAGUGGAAACAAAACCCAGUGCUUCUUCUUCACUUCUUACAAAGAGGCGUCACGGGCCAUCAUCAUCCUGGUCGCCAUGCACCGAAUUCUGACGGUCCUGGAGUUCAUCAUCCCGAUGGCCAUGCUGCUGUUCUGCUCCAUCCGGAUCUCCAGGUUCCUGAAGAAGCGUCAGAUGGGAAAUCCGGACAAGGUGCGAAAGGCGAUGAGAGUUUGUGCUAUCAUCGUGGCAGUGUUCGUAAUUUGCUUCUUACCCACCACGGUGACGACCAUCGGGGUGUGGGUCAUCCGCUCAUACCGCCCAUGGGACUGCACCUCCUUCUACACUUUCACCCAGCUCACCAUCGUGUCUUUGGGGCUGAACUUCUUGAACUCGGCCCUGGACCCCCUCGUCUACGUCUUCUCCAGCUCCAUGUUUAGGAAGGCGCUCUGCAGCUCGCUGCCCAGAGUCCUGUGCUGCAAGCAGGUCGCAGGUGAUAGUAAGAACUUGACGUCCACAUCAGGAACUCAGUCAACCACUGAGCAGGAACUGAAAUCUAUGAGGGCUGACAGAGGGAGUGAAGCCAUGUGAGGAGCUCGUCCUCAGUAAUAAUAAGGAGAGGAUGAAGCAGCACUGAGAAAAAGAAUAUUGCUGUUCCUCCUGAGUUGCAUCGCCUUGUUUUGUGUGUUUGUUAUGUUAAAUUCAUUCCCAGUGAAUCAAAAUCCAGUCCUGAUCUUUGUGUUGUAGAUAGUUUAAGUUGUUUAAAAUACCCAGAACCAAAAAUAUUCAACAUUACGUUUAUCCAUGAUUUUAUUUUGGCGGGUUUCCACCCGCUUUCCUCUGUAACGCCCACAAAGCGUCCCCAGAUUUCAGAUCUUCUAGGAAGUUGUCAGGUUGUGUUGUGAGGGAGAUCCUGACCCAGCGUGCAGAGUUCAUCAUCACAUCAGUGAACAGAGGGACUGACCCGGCUCUCUCUGCCCAGGCUGAGGCUGUUCACUGGGGGAGUGUUCACUGAAGAGUCGGCAUGGAGGACUGAGCAGAUCAAUGUGACUUUUUUCUCAUGUAGUUGUUAUGAAGGAAAAUUUUAUUUACAUUAGUUUUAUUUUCUGAUGUGUAAGUGCUCAUGCAGUGUUUAGUAUCAUCUCUGCUAGAACUUUAAAGUUCUGUGGAUCAGAGCUGUGAGGGUCCCAUGGGUUAAACAUCAGCGUCUGUUUUGGUCACACCUGACUGAAAUGAUCAUUAAGUCACCUGUGAUGGGUAAUGUGCACCAUCUAGUGGACAAAUCAUCAAUUACAUCAGCUGAUCUCACACAUGCAUGUAAUGUCUCUUUACAUACAAUAAAUCUAAUGUAGAUCUGAAUGCACCAGCUAAGCAUCAUAAUAAAUCUAAAUGUAUCACAGUAAUGCACAAAUAAAAUUAUAAUGAUAUCAUG